This is a messenger RNA of Paraglomus brasilianum, 2676 nucleotides long. The record is from the annotation of a GenBank genome assembly. NCBI's taxonomy places the organism in Eukaryota, Fungi, Glomeromycota, Glomeromycetes, Paraglomerales, Paraglomeraceae.
AUGGAUCGAAGGUCCAUCGGAACUGAUCAGAUACAAUAUACUAGAUUAGUAAUAGACCUCGAAAAUGCUUUUAGAUCGCGGGCCAUUAAAGACCAACUUCGUGCCAUAUUGAGGGUUCCUCGCUUGUUAGACGAGCAGCCUUUCCCAGAAUUUGUUAGCAGCGCUUUUGUCAGACUUGCCGAGUUUUUUGCAAAGCUGGACGAUAGAUCAUUCCAGCGUAGAAUGUUUGCUAGUUCGCAGACUGAAACCAAAGAUUUACAAAAAGCUGGCUAUCAGUGGGAACAGCUAAUAUUUAAUUACAAUGUCACCCGUUAUUUCAUUUACAAAGUGUUCAAACAAAGCGACAAGCAUUUUGUAAAGAACAUUAAUGUCGACAAGAUAGUUAUGACGAUAUUCAUUAUACUCGGAAAUCAAAGCAAUGACCCCAUUGCGCGUUCUCUGACACUCAGAACGCUUGGUUGCCUUUCUCCUUUAUUGACGGAGCGUCUCAAUGUGCAACAUGGCAUAAUACAGCGAUUGGAUUCGCAUGUGUUAAUCGAAGCGAAUGCAGCUAUAUAUGCAGCAGAUAAUAUUUGCUCCAGAUCAGAGACGUUCUCAACGAUACUGUGCGAGAAACUGGCUAAUAUGGUUAGAGCGGAUCACGUGUCCCUCACCAUAAAAUUGAAACUCAUUCGAGUAUUUAGACACAUGCAUUGGAAUCUUGAUCUUGCUCAUAAGGUCGAGUUAUUGUUCGAGUAUGUGCUCGGUGAUUCAAGAGAGAAAGUUAUAUCAAGAGGGCUUACCGAUCUAACAAUGCUGGCUCGUAAAGAUGUGACAUUUCAUACGACACAUGCAUUAAAACUGCUGGAUAUUAUCAGUACCGCGGCUGAAUCAACUAUCAGGGUUAAAGCCCUACACGUUUUAACAAUUCUUUUUCAACGAAUGCCAUUGUUAUCUCGCAUUAUGUCAACUGAUUUUGAUAUCGAGACGCGAAGACAAGCAUUAGAACACUUUGGCAAUUGUGAGAAACUACUCAUUGAAUCUGAGCACGAAAUGGCUCUUGCUGUAUUGAGGCUGUUUGUAGUAGUUGUUACUGAGGUUGAUCGAAUAAAGUCGAUUCCUAGUGAGUCCAUCUCUCCUGAAUGGGUCGCACUACCAAUGAAGGCUAUACAAUAUCUACGAUGUCUUUUAUCCGUAUGCUCAAUUAGAGCCAGAAUAGUUGAUAGCAUAGAAAGAGAUUUAUUGAAUCUUAUAAGAACUGAUGGUGAAGGUGCUAACUUAUUGGCGAAGUUUCUUCUCAUUCUUUCGGAAGAUGGCAUUUUAAAUUCACAAAUAUUACCAGAAUUAUUAACACUAUUGGAAUCAGAUGAAUUCAUAGAAAAGCCGCAAUUGUUUGCGACACUUAUGCGCACAGUAUUAAGAUCAGCAUCGAAUGUUAUGAUGUUGAAAAAUGAGCGAGCGGCUAUAGUAAACAAUGUUAAAGUGAUCUUGGACAAGUUUGGUUCCUGGUCAGAUUCGAACUAUCAUCGGAAUCAAUGGUAUCUAUAUACUAUUGGCAGAGAGGCCGGGAAAAGGGGAUAUCACGAAAUUAUGAAGAUAGUGAUGAAAUCUCUCUAUUCUCAGGUUGAAUCAGAACGUUCUCGGUUCUGGUUGGAGGCUCUAAUGAGCGUAGCAGAGGCAGAGACAAAUAUACUAGUUACCAUUAAUGGAGAGACAUUGAAUCUGGGCUGUUUGUCUCAUGCAGUCAACUUGUAUACUGGUGUUUACUACAAACUGGGUGCGAUGGCUGCAAGUGCGAAAACCUUUCACAAUAGGCGAUUUCAGGAAUGGUUUAUCCAACUACGGUCGGAAUUCGUUCAAAUUAUACAAAGAACUCUAUUGCUUUUAAACCAUCCCUCAUUUCCAGUCUGGUCACAACCGAGUAGAACUCAAAUGUUUAUGUCUAUUGAUGGCUGCUUGUCUGACUUGGCGUGUCGAUUCAACUUUUGUGCCCAUUCUUUCCUUGACAUUGAGGAAGAAAGCGUAUCAGUAGACACUAUUAAUGGAUUGGAUCCCUUACUUUUACCGUUGAUACGCUAUGCAACUGCUGACCCUAAUAAUAAUAUGAAAUACAAAAUCGAGUUACAGAAAGGAAAAUCGGGGGGGUUUCAUUCGCGACUAGUAACAAGUUGUAUACAAAUUAUUCAGAUGGUCAUGAACUGGGUUAGGAUAGGCAACACGGCUGACGUGAUCGCACCAGUCAGAGAAGCUAUCCGGGACAUAAUACAAAUCCCAUUAACGUUACCGCCUUUCUUUUUCUCAAAUUAUAACCAUACCCAUAUACAGUGGACUACUGCCCCCGAGUGGAAGACUAGCAUUAACAACUUCUCUAUGUAUGAGCCAAAAAGAGUCUCAUGUAACGAAAAAUUGAUCUUACGAAUAGAUGGCAUAAUACAUCCUGGACAAUAUCCCACUCAAAGGUCCAUCAAGCAAGUCCAAGUCACUGUAUUUGGAUCACGCAUGAAUUAUGAACAUUUGUUCAUCAAGACAUCACUUGAAACUGCGAUGAAAUUCUCAUCAGCAGCAGCAAAACAUGCUACGGCAAAUAUUGCUAAUGAGCGGCAAUUAGAAGUCUGUCAGCCCACCGUUUGCACUGUAACCAACAACAACAAUUUCUUCACGUGCACGGCCUUAAUUACAUUCUUACGUGGUAAAAUG